Australozyma saopauloensis is the source of this 3165-nucleotide messenger RNA. RefSeq names its product mRNA-binding U2 snRNP complex subunit. Gene Ontology annotation, cellular component: U2-type prespliceosome; catalytic step 2 spliceosome; U2 snRNP. The coding region runs from base 1 to 3165 and encodes 1054 amino acids. Gene Ontology annotation, biological process: spliceosomal complex assembly. Lineage: Eukaryota; Fungi; Ascomycota; Pichiomycetes; Serinales; Metschnikowiaceae. The transcript has a single exon. Gene Ontology annotation, molecular function: mRNA binding. The record is from RefSeq and is a predicted model, not a curated record.
AUGUCCAAAAGAUCUCUUAUAGGAACAUACACGGCUCCACAGCUGUUUCUAGAACCAGAAACAGAAGAAGACUCCACCGAAAAACACGUGGUCCAGAAAGAUGACUACAAGGCCCAGAAACACAACCGGCUGAUCAACGUUGACCAGAUCGCUUCAUACAAAGAACGCAUGGCGCAACUGGCACGAUCACGGGAGCAGAAGCAGAAAGCAUUGGAGGAGCAGCAGGAUCCAGAGAAUGGAUCUGAUGCAAAAAGAGCUAAAAUUGAAUCGAAACUGGUCAAAUUUGUCGUGGCAUCCGAGUCAGAGCCAUCAGAACCAAAGGACAGCUCGAAAGCCUUAGCAGCGAAACAGGGGCUGGCAGAGGUAUCUGUUGUUGAUGUAGUAUAUCCUAUUUAUAACGGAGUCAAGCUCACAAACGAGGCUUUGGAUGCCAUCCUUCCGUCUGGAUUCGUAGCUGUGGCACUACCAGAUCAGUCUCUGGAAAAGAAAGACGACAGCGGCUUCUAUGUAGUUCCUCUGAAAGUCAGCUCAGCCCAUACCGUCAACGAUACGCUCCCCGAAUAUGAGGGAAUCACCAUGAGAAAGGAGGAUAUCAAGUAUUUUUCCUCGCUCAUCAACGUCACCAUAGACGAGAUCGCUGACGCUGAAGACAGAAAGAAAUUCCGUGCCAUGGAGUUGGUCUUCAAAAUCAAGAACGGCACCCCGAUCAUCCGUAAGAAGGCCAUGAAGGCGAUUAACGUUAGCGCCAAGGACUUGGGCUCCAACGUCUUGUUUGCAGUGGUACUUCCGCUCAUGCUCGAACCGAGCUUAGACCUUGCUGACAGAUACAUUGUCACAAAAUUACUCGGAAGACUAGUGUAUCAAUUGCAAGAUGCCAUAAGACCAUAUACCCACCAAAUAAUUACAGCCUUGGCGCCGUCUUUGAUCGACGAAGAUCUAACUCUAAGACUAGAGACGAAGGACGUCAUUUCCAAUGUGGCUCGUACUGCGGGAUUUGCCAAUAUGGUGUCAAGUCUCCGCCCUGACUUGGAUCACGCGGACGAGUAUGUCAGAAAUCUCACGGCUCGUGUCUUUGCCAUUGUUGCAUCGGCACUUGGGCUCGCAAAAGUUCUUCCCUUCGUCAAAGCAGUGAUUCGCCUGAAAAAAAGCUGGCAGGCCAGACAUACCGGUAUCAGAAUCGUUCACCAUAUAUGUAUAUUACUAGGCGGAGGCAAUGGGGCUCUGAUCCUUCCGUUCCUCGCUCAACUCAUUGAGGUGCUCCAGCCUGGAUUCACGGACGAGCUCGUUUCUGUGAGAACAGCAACCGCUAAUACAACGGCCUUGCUAGGGGAAAGCGUGAAGCCGUAUGGAGCCGAGGCAUUUGAAAUUCUUCUAGAGCCAGUUUGGAAUGGUCUCAAGAGCCACCGGGGAAGGAGUCUUGCCGCAUUUCUCAGAUGCAUGGGUUCUAUAAUUCCUCUCAUGAGCCACAACCCAGAAUACAUCGAAUAUUCUAAUUACUACACCCGGGAACUCAUGAACGUGAUGGCGCGAGAGUUUUCGAGCCCUGAUGACGAUAUGAAGAAGUCCCUCCUAAGAGUUCUCACUACAAUGCCUCUUUCAAAAGUCUUAUUCCCUGAUUAUAAGAAGAAGAUCUUGACACCAUUCUUUCUGAAUUUUUGGACGAGGCGAGUCGCAUUAGACUCUGCUCAACUCUCAAGAUUGGUGGUCGAUGCCACGGCUCUGGUAGCCCAAAAGCUCGACGUACCUGCCAUCUUUGAUAAACUUGUACCAUACGCAAAGGACGACAACGAGGGUCUCCGAAGAAUGGCAUGCGAUGCAAUUGGAAAGAUCUUGAAUGUGAUUCCCGAAGCUGUUAUGGAAAUCGAUGUCGAGUUUGACACCCGCUUGGUUGACUCUGUUUUAUUCGCUUUUCAAGAACAAAAACAGCCUCACCCAGUGUAUCUUCUGGCCUUUGGUAUAGUCUGCAAAGUAUUGGGAUUGCGUGUGAAACCACAUAUUGCCCUGAUUUUAAGUACCAUGCUUUACAGAAUUAAGAGUAGUGAAGCAGAAGUUAGGCAACAAGCAGCAGACUUGAUUGCAACCAUUGCUGAUACCAUUCAAUUAUGCUCAGGAGGAGACGACACCGUUAUGCGAAAGCUCAUCUUGUUCUUGUACGAGCUGUUAGGAGAGGUUUAUCCUGAGGUUUUGGGCUCCAUUAUCGGUGCCCUCUACGGCUGUCUCAAUGCGCUUGAGAGAGACGCCCUAUUGACUCUCGAUAAUCCAUCUGUCAAUGUGUUGCUUCCAACUCUCACGCCAAUUUUGAAGAACAGACAGGAAAAAGUUCAAGAGCAGUGCAUUAAACUUGUAGGCUUAAUUGCCAAGCGCAAUGCUGAGACUAUCAAUGCGAAGGAGUGGAUGCGUGUUUGCUUCGAUCUCUUGGAUAUGCUUAAGUCUCAGCGAAGACGCAUCCGAGUAGCUGCUAAUGCCACAUUCGGUGACAUUGCACGCACAAUUGGGCCGCUGGACGUCCUUCUCAUGUUACUCAAUAAUCUUCAGAUGCAAGAGCGUCAGCUUCGUGUCUGCACAGCAGUUGCAAUUGGAAUUGUGGCAGAGACUUGCUCACCAUUCACUGUUCUUCCAGCACUCAUGAAUGAGUAUCGCUAUCCCGAUAAGAACGUGCAGAAUGGUGUAUUGAAAGCAAUGAGUUUUCUUUUCGAGUACCUUGACGGCUCCACAUCGAAGGAUUACUUGUUUGCCAUAGCUCCAUUAUUAGAAGAUGCCUUGACCGAUCGCGAUCAAGUUCAUCGUCAAAUUGCAUCCACAGUCGUUCGGAACCUUGCAUUAAAUUGCUAUGGUUUGGCGCAUGAUGACUACCACGAUGUUUUCAUCCACUUCCUCAAUCUUGUGAUUCCAAAUAUAUUUGAAACAUCUCCACAUGUCAUCAUCCGUAUUCUCGAAUGUUUGGAUUCCUUACGUAUAGUUCUUGGGCCCGGUGUAUUCAUGAACUACAUUUGGACCGGCCUUUUCCAGGCUGCCAGCAAAGUCAGAGCGCCCUACUGGAAGGUCUACAACUCUGCCUACGUACAAGGAUGUGAUAGUCUCGUGCCAUAUUACCCAAAACUUGAUGGUAUCCCUGGCGGUGCUCAGGUUGACUACCGAGUCGAGGAGCUCGACGUUUGGAUGUAA